Aureobasidium namibiae CBS 147.97 is the source of this 354-nucleotide messenger RNA. RefSeq lists its product as uncharacterized. The transcript has a single exon. The annotation marks the transcript as partial. The record is from RefSeq and is a predicted model, not a curated record. NCBI's taxonomy places the organism in Eukaryota, Fungi, Ascomycota, Dothideomycetes, Dothideales, Saccotheciaceae.
UGUUACUGCGGUACCUCGCUGGCACAGGCUGAGCACCUCAACUGCGUCUUUGAUCAGGUGGCGUCGGCUUGGAUGCCACCUCAAUGCCGCGACGACCAAAUAUCCUCGCAGUUUGAUCAUUCGGGGCCCUUGGAUGGCGGUCGGUGGCCUUAUUACGCAGACAAGAAUGGAACCCAACAGCUAUCCAUACAAGAACUGGCAGAGCUCGGAGGAAAGUUGACACACUAUUACACAACGCUACAGUGGCACCUUGUGCACUGCAACUUCAUCUGGAGAAUGCAGUAUUUGGCCUGGACGGAAGGAUCACUGAUCGUGGGAGAUCGUGACGACACGAUGCACCACAUUACCCACUGC